Messenger RNA from Eriocheir sinensis (Chinese mitten crab), 1277 nucleotides. RefSeq lists its product as uncharacterized. Lineage: Eukaryota; Metazoa; Arthropoda; Malacostraca; Decapoda; Varunidae. Bases 37 to 561 code for a protein of 174 amino acids. The record is from RefSeq and is a predicted model, not a curated record. The transcript has 3 exons.
AUUAUCGCCACCACUAUCCUCACUGACAUAGCCAAUAUGAAGACGUCCACAGGCCUCGGCCAUUCUUUCCUGCUGGUGGUAGUGUUGGCGGUGUCCUGGGCCGCCGCUGCCCCUGCCCCGGACCAGAGGUCUGAACAGGAGCUUCGAGAGUUCCUUAACAGCCGCCCAUUCACGCCUUACCCCUUCAGUUUUCCCCCACGUAGUCACCACUACAACCACUACCCAUACAACUCCUUCCCGUCCUACCACGCUUCGCGGCACGUGGCGGUUGUUGACCCCUACUCGGUGGUGAGCUUCUUGGUGAACAAUGAGCGUUGGGCCGACCAGAACGACAGCGAUGAGUCUGACGAGGAUGACCACGAGCGCAGGAAGCGACAGGCCACGUUCGACUUUGGAAUGCACCGAGGACCCUACGGCAGGGACUACCAUGCCAGUGCAGGCUACAACCGCAACUUCAACAGCGGCAGGACCUCCGUCGGUGUCAAUGCCCACAGGAACUGGGGCAGCGGCGGCAAGUCCCACGGGUUCGGGAUUAGCUUCUCCCACAAGUUCCGUCGCUAAAGGGCACGUCACGGGAAGAGUCUUGGUACAUCACCCUUGGAUGCAGUAUUCUUCCUCCAAGACAGCCCCCUUUCCUCAACACACACACACACACACACACACAAUCAGCUAAUUCACUUACGCCAAACCCCACAAGCAGUGUUAAAAAUUGUGUUCCAAAAAAUCCCCAAAAUUACCUAUCUCUCACAUAACUGUACUUAAUUAAAAAAAACGGAGUGUGUGUGUGUGUGUGUGUGUGUGUGUGUGUGUGUGUGUGUGUGUGUGUGUGUGUUGGCCAUAGUUAACUAGACAGAUAGAUAGAUAAAAUAGAUAGAUAGAUAGGCAGAUAGAUAGAUAAAAAUUGCAGGUUGGUAUAUAUUUAAAAAAGUUGCAGGGUAGUAGCCUUAAGUAUUUUACUGUAUCUUAUAAUGUCUCUGCAUAAUUUGCUUUGACAUUACCCUUGGCCUCUUUUACAUAGAUACAGAGAAAAAGGCAAAAAUAAAAAAAAAGGCGUGUGUGUGUGUGAGAGAGAGAGAGAGAGAAUUGCACACUUUGCCUGGUAUCAUUUUCUGUACUUGGUAAUGUUAAGUUUCUAACAGAAAAUACCAUUUUUUUAUAUAAUUCAAUCACCCAGUUUGUAAAACAUUUCUCCCAUAAUUAUUCUAGAUUUAUAUACAAAUAUUUAUAUCUAUAGUACAUAUUAUAUUUAUAAAUAAAUUUUACGAAACAUCCCCAAA